UUCCCUCUUCUCUAUUUUAUCCCUCUUCCUUUUGUUUUCCUUUCUCACCUUACUCUUUCUCUGUAUAUGAUGGGAAUCCAAAAGAAGGAAGAUCGAGUAAUGGGCUAAAACGGUAAAUCCAUCGUUGCAUCGUAAACCUCCAAAACAACGCAAGCGCUCCUCCAUUAUUAUUUUAACUCCACCGUCAAAGCCCCUUCUUCUUCUUCUGCUUCUCUCAUCGCAUGCUGAUAUGCUUAUUCAUUUCUCCUCUUUCUGCUCCAUUAUUACGUGCCCCGCAAGCUACUCAACCUUACCUCACUGCUAACUCUUUUCUACAUUUUUUUUUCUUUUCUCAUUAUGGUUUUACUUCAAAACCUUAAUAAUACCGGUACUCAAACUGAAAGUGGAACUGCAACUCACCUCUCUUCUUCUCCUCAUGAUGCCAACACCACUGAAACGCCGCGUUUCAGUGAAGACUUUGAUUCCACCUGCUCCACUCCCUACGUUAGUGCACCUACGAGCCCCAGCCGUGGCCCCACCUCGGGGUACUUCUUCAGCGCGCCAGCUAGUCCCAUGCAUUUCGUGCUAUCUUCUGCUUCCUCUGCCACGUCUCAUCUUUCAUCCGAGUCCUCGUUAAUGUCCGCACAAUCGGAUGGGUCGCCUUUCGAAUUCGAGUUCUCGUCUCGUUUCUCCAGCAGUAGUUCCGUAGCCGUUGGAUCCAUGAGUUCGGCUGAUGAGUUGUUCUUGAACGGCCAGAUCAGGCCCAUGAAGCUCUCCUCUCACUUGCAAAAACCUCAGACCCUAUCUCCUUUAUUAGAUCUAGACGACGACGCGCAGUUCAACAACGACCAGGAAGCUUCACGGGGAAGAGAUCUGAAAUUCCGAAGCAGAUCUCUUCACAGAAAGGCGAGAUCUUUAUCACCGCUUCGAAACGCAGAGUUUCAAUGGGAAGCAGAAGCAGAUGAAGAGUGUAGCAGAGAAGAACAAAAAGAAGUUAGCCAACGCAUUUUGGAAGGUUUGAAAGAAACUGUCACUUCAAACGAAACGACACCGUCGUGUUCUGCCUCUUCAUCAAGAUCCUCAUCUUCAGGCAGAAACUCCAAAAAAUGGAUAUUCUUGAAAGAUCUUUUGUAUCGAAGUAAAAGUGAGGGGAGAGGAAAUGGGAAGGAAAAGUUUUGGACUUCCAUCUCUUUCUCUCCAUCGAAGGAAAAGAAGAUUCAAAUUCAAGACGAAAAGGCACCUCCUUCCAAACACAAACUAAAGGAAAACAAACAAGGAGUAUGUAAGAAAGUGAGUUCUGGGAAACCGGCAAAUGGGGUUGCAAAACGACGGGUGCCUCCGUCACCGCACGAGCUACACUACACGACAAACAGAGCUCAAGCUGAGGAAAUGAAGAAGAGGACUUACUUGCCUUACAGACAAGGAUUGUUUGGGUGCUUAGGCUUCAGUUCGAAAGGUUACGGUGCACUUAACGGACUCGCUAGGAGCUUGAAUCCAGUUUCGUCCAGGUAGUUAACAGAGGAUGGAUUAAUCAA
Durio zibethinus is the source of this 1514-nucleotide messenger RNA. RefSeq lists its product as uncharacterized. Lineage: Eukaryota; Viridiplantae; Streptophyta; Magnoliopsida; Malvales; Malvaceae. The record is from RefSeq and is a predicted model, not a curated record.